AUGCAUCUGCGAGUCUUUGCCUUUGUGAUGUCUUUGCUCUGUGAGGUGGUCAGGAUGGGCUCUGGUGUCGUGCAGAAGCAAAGUGCUCACAGAGAGACGUCAGACGACUGCCGCAGCUGUCUGGAGUGUUCCCGAGAGAACGGCUGCGUGCGAUGUCCCGAGCGUCUCUUCUUGUUCCUGCAGAGAGAGGGGAUGUCUCAUCACGGCGCCUGUCUCCACGCCUGCCCCACCGGACACUACGGACAGCGAGGGAAGGACAUCAACCGCUGCAUGAAGUGCCGCUCUGCAGACUGUGAACACUGCUUCAGUCGGGACUUCUGCACUAAAUGUAAACCUGGUUUCCAGCUGUACAAAGGGAAGUGUCUGAGCCGCUGCCCACCGGGGACGUUCGCCUACCACACGGACUGCUUCGAUAACUGCCUCCUGGCUCCGUUGGGAGAGUGGAGCGACUGGAGCACCUGUCUCCGAGAAGGCGUCACCUGCGGCUUCAGGUGGGGGAAGCAGACCAGGACUCGGGGGGCGGGCGGGUCGUCCGUCAGAGUGACAUCUGAAGAGAAACCGCCAUCACUCUGUCCGCCCAACAGCGAGACGCAGCGGUGCAGGAUCAAGAAAAAAUGUCCGACAGGUGAGAAAGAAAGAGUGAUGUUCACCGCUAUCCCCCCCGAUGGGAUGUUUAAAGGUUCCCCGCAUACCUGCAACAAUCGCUGUGGAUAUCGUCACGCUGACAGCAUGACAGAGCCGCCAUGA
Molecule: messenger RNA, 747 nt
Organism: Labrus bergylta (ballan wrasse)
Lineage: Eukaryota; Metazoa; Chordata; Actinopteri; Labriformes; Labridae
Source: RefSeq, a predicted model, not a curated record